This is a messenger RNA of Microbotryum saponariae, 965 nucleotides long. Lineage: Eukaryota; Fungi; Basidiomycota; Microbotryomycetes; Microbotryales; Microbotryaceae. The record is from the annotation of a GenBank genome assembly.
AUGUCACCCCCGCUCUGCGAGGUACGUUCGCCGAAUCAUCAAGGUGGUGUGAUUUGCCGUCAUCGCGGUACCAUCUACUGAUCCCCCUGGCGAUCCCCUUGUGUACUCGUAUAGAUCUGGAGGAUCUUCGAUAUCCUUCGGACGGAGUGCUCGGUCGACUAGCGCCUCAGUUCAUUCCAUUCCGCCUUCAAAGUCUAUAUCUUCGCGCCGAGUCGACUCGACUCGACGUCGCAUCGAUCGAAACCCUCAUUCUCGCCAGCAAAGACACUCUCAAACACGUGUUCAUCUACUUUGAGCCUGAAACCCAAUACUAUCUAGACCGACAUGAGGCCGGUAUGGACGUCGCGAUUUUGACCGAUUGUACCGAAGCGACCUGGACCGCUUUGGAUCCUGUCGCCUCGCGCCUGACAAGUCUGAGCUUUCACUCUUUCCACAAGCCCUCCGAGUCGUGCAAACGCUUUCUCGCACAGCGCUCUUCCCUCAAAGAGCUGUCGCUCAACAACGCCAAAGCGCUCCCUUUCGUUCUCGACGCCCUAUCCCCCGAAGCCAGGUUGAUACAAAUCGCGCUCGGUCGUCGGCGCGAAUCCCAAAUUGGCGAGGUACCCUACGCCAUCGAAACGAUCACCGAAGCGUGGACUCGAACACCACCAUGGCCACAACUCUCGACGUUAAAGCGGUUGGAAUUGAUCGAGUCUCCUCCCGAACGCGUCUCGACGGGGAUAAGCCGCUGGUACAAACCCAAAGCCGCUUGGGGCCCGCAAUGGCGACGAGAACCGUUCGAACAAGCCGGUAUCGACGCGAACUGGUUUCUCCCGAAGAGUGAUUAUCUCUGCGUAUCGAACCGAAAUCACGACUGCGCGAAUAUGAACCCCCGCGCUCACCGAUUGGAUCGCGAUGGAGCAUGGGUCGAUAUUUGGAUCGACAUUGAGGACGGCGUUCGAGGAGGCUCAAAACCUGGCAUUUGA